AUGGGUAUCAUUGCUAUUGGAUUUCGGGAGUAUGUGAUCAUAAUUCUUUGCUACUCAGCACUUGAGUGGGAAUGUCCGGUUUGUGGAAAGACAAGAAAGAUGAACCAGCGUCGCGGAAAGAUCCAACUGAAGAUGAUUCCACAAAAAGGGGCUCGCCAAGUAACCUUCUCAAAGCGCAAAGCAAGCCUUUUCAAAAAGGCAAAUGAACUUUGCACCUUGACAGGUGCACAGGUUGCUAUCAUUGUCUUUUCACCGGGUGGGAAACCCUUCUCUUUUGGCCAUCCCUCUGUUGAUACAAUAACCAAUAGGUUCCUUAACCAAUGGCCCAUGUCGGUGCCUGGUUACCAGAACCCCGUUGUGGCUGAGCUCAACCAACGAUACAAUAAUCUGUGCCAGCAAAUUGAAGCAGAGAAGAGACGAGGUGAGAUGCUGCAACAGAUGGAAAUGGAGAGGCAGAAGCACUGCUGGUUGGGACGACCGAUGGAGGAGCUCAAUUUGAGGCAGCUGAUGAUAUCAAAAAAACUUAUGGAAGAUUUGCGUGGCAAGUUAGUGGAGCGUGUCAAAGAACUGUCGGUCCAGCAGUUUUGUGCAAUGCCAUCUUCUGCCAACCCGGUCAGAUUUAUUGAUUUGAAUGUUGCUGACCCAGCUGAGACAGAGUCUUCCUUCUACCCAUUUAUGGAUUGA
This is a messenger RNA of Ilex paraguariensis (yerba mate), 684 nucleotides long. The record is from the annotation of a GenBank genome assembly. NCBI's taxonomy places the organism in Eukaryota, Viridiplantae, Streptophyta, Magnoliopsida, Aquifoliales, Aquifoliaceae.